UUAAAAAAUAUUUGUUUGAUUUUUAUUUUGCAGACUUUACAGCUAGAAGCAUGGGGACUCCGAAGCCUCUUUCCAUCUGUUUCUCUUUGUACCAAAUCAGAGGGCUCUAAAACAGAUGUGGUGGCACCUCAGGAGAGCACCAAGCUGCUGGCCACCAAAACAGCAGCUGAAUUUCCUAAAAAGUUGUUUACUAAUUCUCACUCAGCACCUGCAAAUAAAGAUGAGACCAAGACCAUAGCUAGUACUAGCCCCAAUGAAGCUUUAAAUGUAAGAGAUGAAGAUCUGAGGAAAUUCUUGUCAAGAAAAACAUUGGUAUCAUUUCCAGAGCGAGUAACACUUCAUUCACUUGAGGGAAAAGCUUCUGUCACAAGAGGAGAAGGCUUGAGCAAGAAGUUGGCUGAGGAAGACUCUUCAUCCAGCUCUGAAUCAGAUUCUAGCUCUGAUUCUGAAGAAGAUGACAGUGCCUCAGAAGUUGCCUCUAAAACCAGAGUAGAGUUUCCAAGGCGAGAUCCCUUCUUUUUUGAGAACAGAAUGGUGAAGAUGACAUUGGCAGAAGAGAGCUUGUCCCAGAAAAGAGAUGGAGAAUAUAUACCUAAGAAGAAGCCUUACAAACCAAAAAUUGAGGUGCCUCACAUCAAGAACAUGGAGGUUGAUAAAACAGCAACAGCCAACAAUAAAAUAAUAAGAAAACCUUCCAUAAAACAAAGCCCAAACAGGAUAGAUUUUCAGAAGUCAGUCUCAAAAACACAGGCUGAAGAAAGCCAACAGCCAACAACUAUCAAACUUAAGAAAUCUAGGCACUUGGUAGAAACUCCCAUUGGAGCCCCGGCAGCAGCACAGCUAAAAGUUCCACCAGGGUUCCAGCAAGAAGUGGAACAAAAACGAACUGUAUUGAGAUCAGUGGAAGCCAAGAAAAGGGAGAUGCAGGAGACUGGGACAAAAGAAGAAGCUUCUCCUAAACCAGAAGAGUUUUUGAAGGACAAAGCAUUCAUGGUAAACACUGCCAUAGUGGAAGAGAUCAGUCAAGAUGCAGGUGCUCAGACUGAAGAGCAAGGCACGAUACAUGAGACCAAAACAGCUGCUGUGUCUGCACAGGAAGAAUUUGAUAAUUCUACCUACAAGAAUCUCCAGCAUCAUGAGUAUAAUAUGUAUACCUUUGUGGAUUUUGAUGUGGAGCUCUCAAAAUUCAGACAGCCUCAGCCAUCAUCAGGAAGGCUAUCCCCAAGGCACUAAAAGAACCAAGAUGAAAACAAAUAUUGAAGCCCAUACUAAUGAAUUGCUCUGACAUUGCUGCAUUAUCUAUAUUGUAAGAUAAAUAAAUAAAUGUGCAGUAACUUAGACUGAUGGAUAUGAA
This is a messenger RNA of Pelodiscus sinensis (Chinese soft-shelled turtle), 1354 nucleotides long. The record is from RefSeq and is a predicted model, not a curated record. NCBI's taxonomy places the organism in Eukaryota, Metazoa, Chordata, Testudines, Trionychidae.